Messenger RNA from Thunnus maccoyii (southern bluefin tuna), 4139 nucleotides. Its product is annotated as NACHT, LRR and PYD domains-containing protein 12-like. The record is from RefSeq and is a predicted model, not a curated record. Bases 78 to 3785 code for a protein of 1235 amino acids. The transcript has 10 exons. NCBI's taxonomy places the organism in Eukaryota, Metazoa, Chordata, Actinopteri, Scombriformes, Scombridae. Gene Ontology annotation, molecular function: protein binding.
CAAUCAGUCAUCAGACUCCAUUUACAGCCAACGGAGCAAAAGAGGGAAAACAGGACAUGUAAGGCAGGAGAGCCAAGAUGACAGCGACGGACAUCCUCAACAUUCUGGACGAUUUAAGAGACAAUGACUUUGAGAGGUUCAAGUGGUUUCUGAAGAAUGAAAGGGUGGGCAACAUCGCACCCAUCAAAGAGAAUCCUCUGUCAAAGGCAGAGAGGCAGGACGUGGUGGAUCUGAUGGUGCAGAAAUAUGAAUUUGCUGGAGCUGUGGAAGUGAUCAGGAGUAUUUUAAAGAAGAUCAGCAGGAAUGAUCUGGUGAGGAAGUUAAACAUUGGCUCAGGAGCAGAAGGUCGGUCACAGGAAGAGACAAACAUGACAUCACAUCCAGACAGCAGAUCUUUGAGGAGAAACAGUCUAGACACAGAUGGUGAUCUGCAGAAGGUUUCAGAUAUAUAUAAGAUCGGUCUGAGGAGGAGAUGUCAACAUGUGACUGAAGGAACUGAUGAAGCAGGAAGUGAAACCCUCCUCAACAAUAUCUACACUGAGCUCUACAUCACAGAGGGAAAGAAUAAAGAGGUUAAUACCCAACACGAGGUGUGGCAGCUUGAGACAGCUUCCAAGAUGACCCCCUAUGACACGCCAAUCAAGUGUCAUGACAUCUUUAAAGCCUUACCUAACCAAAAGAAAUACAUCAGAGUCGUUUUGACAAACGGCGUUGCUGGUGUUGGAAAAACCUUCUCAGUGCAGAAGUUCACUCUGGACUGGGCAGAAGGCUUGGAAAACCAAGAUGUCAGUCUGGUGAUUCUGCUUUCGUUCAGGGAGCUGAACUUGAUCAAAGAUGAGAAGUACAGUCUUCUCAUGCUGAUCCAUGAUUUCUGUCCACUUUUACAGAAGGUCACAGCAGAGAAGCUCAAUGACUGUAAAGUUUUGUUCAUCUUUGAUGGCCUGGAUGAAAGCAGACUUUCACUGGAUUUCAAGAACAGGAGGGUCGUAUCUGAUGUCACACAGAAGUCAUCAGUCAAUGUGCUGUUGACAAACCUCUUCAAGGGGAAUCUGCUUCCCUUGGCUCUCAUCUGGAUAACUUCCCGACCUACAGCAGCCAGUCAGAUUCCUCUGACAUGUGUUGACAGGGUAACAGAAGUACGAGGCUUCACUGACGCCCAGAAGGAGGAGUACUUCAGGAGGAGAUUCAGUAAUGAACAGCAGGCCAGCACAAUCAUCUCACACAUCAAGACAUCUGGGAGCCUCCACAUCAUGUGUCACAUCCCAGUCUUCUGCUUGAUCAUUGCUACAGUUCUGGAGAAUGUGUUGACUACAGACCAGAGAGGAGAGCUGCCCAAGACCCUGACUGACCUGUACUCACACUUCCUGCUGGUUCAGACAAAAAGGAAGACGUACAAGUAUGAUGAAGGACAUGAGACGAAUCCACAGGAGCUGACGAAGGCUGACAGGGAAGUUCUUCUAAAGCUGGGGAGGCUGGCGUUUGAACAUCUGGAGAAAAGAAACAUCAUGUUCUACCAAAAAGACCUGGAGCAGUGUGGUCUCGAUGUCAAAGAGGCCUCAGUUUAUGGAGUUUGUACAGAGAUCUUCAAAAGAGAAAGUGUGAUCUUCAAGAAAACAGUCUACUGCUUUGUUCAUCUGAGUGUUCAAGAGUUUCUGGCUGCAGUCUACAUGCACCACUGUUACAACAACAGGAACACAGAGGUACUGGAGGACUUCCUGGGAGAAGACUACAAACACAGGGAAUCAAAACCAAAGUCUCUCCUCCAGAAAAUUUCUGCUUAUUUCAGAAACAAUGAUAGCCGUGACCCACCUAACAGUAAUCAUGAUUACCCAUCUCUGGAUGACUUCCUGAUGGACGUCAUGGAGAAAUCUCUCAGAAGAGAAAAUGGCCACCUAGACCUGUUUGUUCGCUUCCUUCAUGGCCUCUCUCUGGAGUCCAACCAGAGUCUUUUAGGAGGCCUGCUGGGUCAGACAGAGAACAGUCCAAAAAUCAUCCAGAGAAUCAUCAGCAACCUGAAGGAGAUGAAUACCUUCAGAAUUUCUAGUGAAAGAACCAUCAACAUCUUCCACUGCCUGAUGGAGAUGAAUGACCGCUCAGUACAUCAGGAGAUCCAAGAGUUCCUGAAGUCAGAGAACAGAUCAAAGAAGGAAAUCUCUUUGAUCCACUGCUCAGUUUUGGCCUACAUGCUGCAGAUGUCAGAGGAGGUUUUGGAUGAGUUGGACCUAAAGAAGUACAACACAUCAGUGGAGGGACAACGGCGACUGAUCCCAGCUGUCAGGAACUGCAAAAAGGCUCAACUCUCUAGCUGUUGGCUCUCAGAGACUCACUGUGAGGUUUUGGUCUCAGCUCUGAAGUCCAACCCCUCCCAUCUGAGAGAGCUGGAGCUAAGCUUCAACAAGCUGCAGGAUUCAGGAGUGGACCUGCUGUGUGCUGGACUGGAGAGUCAAAACUGUAGACUGGAGAGUCUGAGACUGAGGGACUGCAGUUUGUCAGAGAUCAGCUGUGCUUCUCUGGCCACAGCUCUGAAGUCCAACGCUUCCCUUCUGAGAGAGCUGGAGCUGAGUAAAAACAAGCUUCAAGAUUCAGGAGUGAAAUUUCUGUCUGCUGGACUGGAGAGUCCACACUGUAGACUGGAGAGUCUGAGAUUGAGGGACUGCAGUUUGUCAGCGAACAGCUGUGCUUCUCUGGCCACAGCUCUGAAGUCCAACCCCUCCCAUCUGAGAGAGCUGGAGCUGAGUGAAAACAAGCUACAAGAUUCAGGAGUGAAGUUUCUGUCUGCUGGACUGGAGAGUCCACACUGUAGACUGGAGAGUCUGAGGUUGAGUCACUGCAGUUUGUCAGAGAUCAGCUGUGCUUCUCUGGCUUCAGUUCUGAAGUCCAAUCCCUCCCAUCUAAGAGAGCUGGAUCUAAGUGACAACAACCUGCAAGAUUCAGGAGUGAGGCUACUGUCUGCUGGACUGGAGAGCCCACAAUGCAGGCUGGAAACUCUCAGUCUGUCAGCGUGUCUGAUCACAGAGGAAGGCUGUGCUUCCCUGGCCUCAGCUCUGAGCUCCAACCCCUCCUAUCUGAGAGAGCUAGACCUGAGCUACAAUCAUCCAGGAGUCUCAGGAGAGAAGCUGCUGUCUGCAGGCCUGGAGGAUCCACACUGGAGACUGGACACUCUCAGGGUGGACCAUGGUGGACUGCAGAGACUGAAACCUGGUGUGAGGAAGUAUGCCUGUGAACUGAAACUGGAUACAAACACAACAAACAGAAAACUCAAACUGUCUGACAACAACAGGAAAGUGACACAUGUGGAGGAGGAUCAGUCAUAUCCUGAUCAUCCAGACAGAUUUGAUGUCUGGCCUCAGCUGCUGUGUACAAAUGUUCUGAUUGGUCGCUAUUACUGGGAGGUUGAGUGGAGAGGAAGAGUUUAUAUAUCAGUGACUUACAGAGAAAUCAGCAUGAAAGAACACAGUGACGACGGUUUGUUUGGAAGGAAUGAUCAGUCCUGGAGUCUGUACUGCUCUGAUGAUGCUGUUUACUCUGUCUGUCACAAUAAGACAGUAACAUCCAUCUCCUCCUCCUCCUCCUCCUCCUCCUCUCCCUGUUCUUCCUCCUCCUCCUCCGUCUCUAACAGAGUGGCAGUGUAUGUGGACUGUCCUGCUGGCCUUCUGGCCUUCUACAGAGUCUCCUCUGACACACUGAUCCACCUCCACACCUUCAGCACCACAUUCACUCAGCCUCUGUAUGCUGGGUUUGGGUUUACACUCUGGUCUGGUUCAGUGUCUCUGUGUCCUCUGUAGGAGGGAGAGUCUCUCCUGUGUACAGAAACUCUGCUGACUGAAGAUCAGCUGCUGAAAUCAAACAUCACAUACACUCUGCACUGUGAAGCAGAUCUGUCUCAGACUCAAAUACUCAAUUAUUUUUCCUUCUACAUGAUUCAUUGAUUUGUCUCAGUUGACUCUGCUGUUGUUACUGUCAGGAUCAAAUGAGCAGCAUGCAGCUCUAUUUGUGUGUUAAUAAAAUAGAAUCUGUCCAGCCCAGAGUGUUUUUAUGGUUCUCACAUGUAUUCUAUCACACCAUGAGGCAUCAUGGCACCAUAUUCAUGGCAUUAUUUUUGAAAGCAUCUUCACUUUCCUGCCACAAUGGAUAAUAUA